Eufriesea mexicana is the source of this 1195-nucleotide messenger RNA. RefSeq names its product phosphatidylinositol glycan anchor biosynthesis class L (gene PIG-L). Gene Ontology annotation, molecular function: N-acetylglucosaminylphosphatidylinositol deacetylase activity. The transcript has 5 exons. The coding region runs from base 229 to 1092 and encodes 287 amino acids. Lineage: Eukaryota; Metazoa; Arthropoda; Insecta; Hymenoptera; Apidae. The record is from RefSeq and is a predicted model, not a curated record. Gene Ontology annotation, cellular component: endoplasmic reticulum.
UAUAAAAGUUUCAAAAGCAAAAUAUAUAAACAUAAUACUGAAUUUAUAUCAACGCAUGCAAGUAUGGCGCUCAAUCCUAUUAUCUCGUUUGUGUAUAACAUAACCUUCGAAUGUCCUUUAAAUCGGAGAAAUGUUAUCCCAAAUUUUAAUGGAUUAGCUUGCUCUUCCAGAAAUAUGACAGGACCGUAAUAUUCGUAAGUGAAAAUAGUUGGUACAUCACCAUUCAAGAUGAUAGAUCUCAAUUUAAUUAGGGAAUACUUUAGUAUGCAAGUUAAUGAAAUAAUUUGUUGGUGGUGGUUUUACAUCAAUGAAAUUUCAUGGCAGUUAUUAAUAGCUGUUACCGCGUAUCUUUGUGUUUGUAUUUUUCUCUAUUCAAUCUUGAAGAAAGUUAGCCACACAGCGUGGCAGUUUCCAGGUCCACCUGCCAGAAUACUGUUAGUUACAGCUCAUCCUGACGAUGAGGUCAUGUUUUUUGGUCCACUGGUGCACUGGGUUACAAGAUCAAAGGCUAGUGAAAUUUACCUCCUCUGUCUUAGCAAUGGUGGAGAUAGGAGAAGAAAGGAAGAGUUAUGGCAGUGUACAAAAAUAUUAGGAAUUCCAGAAGAUAAUGUAACUAUAAUAAUGAGUACAGAGUUACCUGAUGAUCAAAAUGUACAAUGGCCAACAGAGAUAGUGGCAGAAUGUAUUUUACAGUAUGUAGAAUGUUAUAAAAUCAAUGCAGUUGUAACAUUUGAUAAAUAUGGUAUAAGCAAACACAAGAACCACAUUUCCUUAUACUUUGCUAUAGCUGCACUAUGCAUAGAAAAAAAAGUACCAUAUUAUUGUAAACUAUACAUUUUAGAAUCUGUGAAUAUAAUUAGAAAAUAUGUACAACUUUUAGAUUUACCAAUUAGCUUAUUAUCUGCUUCAUAUUGGUAUUUGCUAACAUAUGAUCAAAAAACUAUUAUAAAAAAAGCUAUGACUGCACACAAGUCACAGUAUGUUUGGUUUCGAAAAUUGUACAUGAUAUUUUCGCGAUACACGUUCAUUAAUACCUUCCAAGAAAUGAGUGCUCUUGAUCUGGAGUUGGAUCUCCAGUUUGAUGACGAGUAAUCUACGUUACUUUAUGCUAUUGUACAGAUCGCAAUUAAUUGUACAUAAAUUAAAACCGAAUUUUUAAUUCAUCUAUUAAUAUAUAAUACAAUCGCCAUAGGAU